GGAAUAUAAUCCAAGUGCAUGAAUUUGAACAACGACGCAGCGCCUCUUGAUUAGAGCAACACCUUAAUGUCAUGGAGAGCAGUGAGGAGCUUCCAAAGAAAUUUAGUACAAUACAAGCCCCGUGUUGGAAACCCAUCUGCAGGACGGAGGACGACUGGAGAGGCGUGACAAAUCCUGUGGAAAGGAAGAAGAGGCAGAAUAGAAUCAACCAGAGAACCUUCCGUAGGAAAAAAAGUGCGCAGAAGAAAGAACAGCGAAACAAGCAAGCGACCCGUCCCGAAGAGAUAGAUAAUCCAGACGGCGCUUCACUUCUGACUUGCCCACAACGCAUUGCUCGAGUUCGCGAAGCAAUUAAAGCGGCGUAUCAGGCUUAUAUGCUCAAUGUUCCUGGCCCAACAAACCUCCACAUGCUAAUCCGUCUCAACGUGCUGCAGGCAAUUGCGCGUAACGCUGUUCUCAUGGGUUUUUGGACGGAAGGCCUUUGCAAGGACGAUUACGUAUCGCCAUACAACGACCACGGACCACGACUACCACAUGAGACACUACCUCUAGCGAACUGCCCAGCAGCGCUCGCACCAACCCGUUUGCAGCGAACGAUGAUCCAUCAUCCUUGGAUAGAUCUGUUUCCGUUUCCAGACUUCCGGGAACGCGUGCUGCGAGCACUGGAUGCAGGUAUCCUAGAUGAAGACGAACUCUGCUUAGACAUACUGGAAGUGGAUGGACGCGAUCUGGAAGAAAGACCUGCGCUCAUAGUUUGGGGUGAGUCCAGCAACCCUAUGGCAUGGGAGGCUAGCGUACAGUUCUUAAGAAGGUGGGGCUGGCUUGUCCAGGGGUGUCCGGAGUUACUGGAGAGCACAAAUUACUGGCGGGAAAGACGUAACGAGCGUAGAUUGCCCCAACCUCUGAUGAUGAUGCUCGCUCCCUCUGCCACCAAUGUCGUAAUUCGACCGUCUCCUGGGACAAGGUAAAGCAUCAUUCUAACCAGGCUUUAACGUGUACAAAGUCCAUUUCGAAAAUAUAUUCGCCUAUUCUUAGACUGCGCCCUGAGGCGGACUGAGGAAGCAUAUUCUGAGCUUGCACAUAAAAUCAAUGCGAGAAACCCUGGAGAAAUUUCUGUUAACAAGCAAAAAUGACUUGCCUCCA
Messenger RNA from Verruconis gallopava, 1143 nucleotides. RefSeq lists its product as uncharacterized. The transcript has 2 exons. The coding region runs from base 72 to 968 and encodes 298 amino acids. The record is from RefSeq and is a predicted model, not a curated record. NCBI's taxonomy places the organism in Eukaryota, Fungi, Ascomycota, Dothideomycetes, Venturiales, Sympoventuriaceae.